Molecule: messenger RNA, 1618 nt
Organism: Paramuricea clavata
Lineage: Eukaryota; Metazoa; Cnidaria; Anthozoa; Malacalcyonacea; Plexauridae
Source: the annotation of a GenBank genome assembly
AUGGCUUCAGCACAGCAACAGCAAGAUCUAAAGCUCUUCUUUGAAUAUCAAGGAGUCGACGAAAACAACCUAAAUCGACUACAUUACAUUCAAAAGUUUACGGAUUUCCAGUUUUUCCGACUAGCUAACCCCGUAUACUCGUCGUUCGAUAGAGCCUAUAUCAAGUGGUUACAACAACCUAUUUAUCAAGAAAUGGAAAAUACAAUUCUUACUCAACCUCAAACACCGACGACUUUUUUCAACGCUCAACCACCACCGUAUACGUCACCGCCUAUCUUAAACAAUGUGAACGAAUGCUAUAACACAGACCUAUUAAAUAUCAUGAACCCGAUAAACCCGAAUAUUUUAUACAACAACAACGAUGCAGAAUAUUUAAUGACUGACACAACCACCGAAGUACUAGAAUCGAGUAGCGAUAAUCAAUCUCCAGCAACGUCCCCCGUCACCGUACAACCUCCCGCUACCCCCGUGAAAAAACCGCUAACUCCUAUGGGUAAAAACAUAAACAAUUUAAAAAAAAGUCUAAAACGAAAAGCAUCUUCGUCCGGUCCUAAAAGUGGUCGUCCCAACAAACACGUCCAUCUUACACGCAUUGCAAACGACCAAGCAGACGAGGAGAAAAUAAGCUCGCAAGAUGUGAUUCUCUAUGCAUUAGACGGGACAGAGAAAAAAAGAAAAACAAUUCUUACUACUAGCAAUGAAACUCUUGAAACCUACAAUAUGAAACAUUAUCAAUGCUACGUAUACCUAGGAGAAAAACGCGAACGAGCAUUAGAGAAAAUUAAAAUACAAAAAGAAAAACUAGAAAAAUUUUGUUAUCUUGAAAAAUUCACAAUAGAAGCAUUAAAAAAUCGCAAAAGUAGAAAACUCGAAAAAAAUGUUCUGUAAAUAAUUGUAUAAAAAUAAUUAAUAAAUGAUAUAAAAAUUGUAUGCGUGUAAUAUAUCACUACCUGAAAAACACCCGUAAUUUCAGGUUACUACAACCUGAAACAUGAUCCCACAACCCGCAAACACCCGCAACACCCCAAAAACGGGCGCAAGAGCAUAAAAGAGCGCGAACUUCAAAUCCGAAUCAGUUCGGUCGACCGCGGCUUUGGAGUAACAUCUCGCCCCAGCCCCCGCCCGUACCGUUCUCGUAAGAACGCGAAAAAAUCCCCUCCCCCCCACAAAAAAACAAACACACACACCCUCCAGAGCGCGCGGCAGGACACCAACAUUCCUGAAGUCACAUGACCACCAAAACUCCCCCCGUCCGUACAGCCCACCACGCCCAUGGCCAACGCCCUUCAAGGCACUCUCGCGUAAUACUAAUUCCAGUUAAAUUUUUCUGGUUCCCGCUCCCCCUUGUUUUUUUAUUGUAUAUAUAUAACGACUACUGUGGUGAAUGAUGAUCUCUGCAGCAAAAAAGGACUGCAGUCAAGCAAAACAACAGCGAACCGGAGGCGGAAAUGCACCAGCGCCAGUGAAGAAACUUCUCGACGAAAUAGUUGAGCUCUCUGAAGAUGAGCCCAGCUUUUCCGGUAUAACAGGGGGCAUUGAAUCUGGUAGGUUGUGUAAUGUUGCCUGUUAUUUCAGCAUAUUUAUCACUGAAAUCAUGGCUGAAAAUGUAACAACAUAA